Vicugna pacos (alpaca) is the source of this 11465-nucleotide messenger RNA. The record is from RefSeq and is a predicted model, not a curated record. NCBI's taxonomy places the organism in Eukaryota, Metazoa, Chordata, Mammalia, Artiodactyla, Camelidae.
CUGUCCCUCUUGCCCAUGGAACCAGCUCUGGGGCCUGGGGUCCAGAAGGACCUGGGCUACCUGCAGCAGUGGCUGAAGGCCUUUGUGGGUGCCUUCGAGAAGAGCAUCUCACUAUCCUCUCUGGAGCCACGCAGGCCGGAGGAGGCAGGUGUGGAGGUGCCGCUGCUACCCCUGGAUGCGCUGCUUGUGCUGGCCAAGCAGCUGGACGAGGGGGACCUGGAGCAAGCCCUGCUGCUGCUCAAGCUCUUCAUCAUUCUCUGCAGGAACCCAGAGAAUGUAGAGGCAGGCUGGGGCCAGGUGCUGGUGCCCCGAGUGCUGGCAUUGCUGACCUGGUUGGUGGCUGAGCUGAAAGGACCCCCAUCACUGCAGGAGGGCUGUGGGCCCCAGCUGGAAAACAUAGCCCUUCAUGCCUUGCUUCUCUGUGAAGGCCUCUUUGACCCCUACCAAACCUGGCGACGCCAGCACAGUGGGGAAGUCAUCAGCUCCAAGGAGAAGAGCAAAUACAAGUUCCCUCCUGCUGCUUUGCCCUGUGAAUUCAGCGCCUUCUUACGAGAGAGCCUGCAGGAUGCAGAUCGCUUGCCUUCCACGCUGCUGCUGCGUCUCAUUCACCUCUUUGGUGCUGUCCUUGCGGGAGGGAAGGAGAACGGGCAGAAGGCUGUGAGUGCUGGCUCUGUGCAGGGCCUGCUGGGUGUGGUACGGGGCUGGGGCCACCGGCCAGCCCAGGACCCCCGCCUAGUGCCGCUGGCACUGGAGGCGCUGGUGGGUGCGGUACAUGUCCUGCACACCAGCCGCACACCUCCCCGGGGGCCAGAGCUCCGAGCCCUACUUGAAGGCUACUUCCGUGUCCUUAAUACCGACUGGCCAGCUGGGCCAAGUCCAGGCCCCGAAGAGGCUCUUGUCACCCUGCGGGUCAGCAUGCUUGACGCCAUCCCCACGAUGCUGACAUGCGAGGACCGUCCAGUGCUGCAGGCCACCUUCCUCAGCAACAAUUGCUUUGAACACCUUAUUCGACUCAUCCAGAACAGCAAGCUGUACCUGCAGGCCCGGGCGCCCCCUGAGGGGGACAGUGACCUGGCUACCCGGUUACUGACCGAGCCCGAUGUCCAGAAGGUACUGGACCAGGGCACAGAUGCCAUUGCAGUCCAUGUAAUCAGAGUGCUGACCUGCAUCAUGAGUGGCUCCCCCUCAGCCAAGGAGGUGUUUAAGGAGCGCAUAGGCUACCCGCACCUGCAGGAGGUUCUGCAGAGCCACGGUCCCCCCACCCAUCGGCUGUUACAAGAACUACUCAACAUGGCUGUGGAGGGCGACCACAGCACCCGUCCGCCGCCUCCAAUCCGCAACGAGCAGCCAGUCCUGGUGCUGGUGCGGUGGCUGCCAGCACUGCCCACCGCUGAGCUGCGGCUCUUCCUAGCACAGCGCCUCUGGUGGCUCUGUGACAGCUGCCCUGCCAGCCGUGCCACGUGUGUGCAGGCCGGUCUGGUUGGCUGCCUGUUGGAGACGCUCAGCAUGGGGGUAGCCCUGGGAGCCCGCUGCCAGGAGCAGCUGCUGGCGCUGCUGCAAGCAUUGGGCCACGUGUCGCUAAGGCCCUCGGAGCUGCGGCACUUGCUUCGCCCCCCGCCAGGGCUGGACUCGGGGCCGGGCGGAGAUGAGGCUGGGAACGCCCGACACGCAGGUGCCAUCAUUCGCGCGCUCUCAGGCAUGGCCCGGCACCGGGGCCCGGCACGAGCCCUACGGUACUUUGACCUCACGCCCAGCAUGGCGGGUAUCAUGGUACCCCCUGUGCAGCGAUGGCCUGGACCUGGCUUCACCUUCCACGCCUGGCUCUGUCUGCACUCCGCGGCUGCAGCACCUGCGCCAGCUCCCACCCGGCCGCUUCAGCGAAAGCAACUGUACAGCUUCUUCACCAGCAGUGGCUCAGGGUUUGAAGCCUUCUUCACGGCGGCUGGGACCCUGGUGGUGGCCGUGUGCACCCGGAAGGAGUACUUGACCAUGAGCUUGCCUGAAGUGUCCUUUGCCGACUCUGCCUGGCACUGUGUGGCCAUUGUCCAUGUGCCUGGGCGCCGGCCCUUCAGCCAGAACCUGGUCCAUGUCUACAAAGAUGGCCAUCUGGUCAAGACAGCACCCCUUCGCUGCCCCUCCCUCAGUGAGGCCUCAGCCUCUGGGGUCUGCACUCUUGGGGGUCACUCAGGAACUGGAUGCAGGUGGAACCCCAGGCUCUGCUGUGACCUGACCACUCCCCCAACCCUGGCCCCACAGCCUUUCUCCUCCUGCUGUAUCGGCUCUGCUGGGCACCGCACAACGACCACCACCACGGGGCUGCCUGCGCCACCAGUCCCUGCUGCCCUGGCUCACACUCACCCCUCCCUCACCCGCUCCCAGUCAGUCCCGGCCACCACAGGGCUUGGCUGGGGGUCUGGGCUGGUGGCCCCCCUGCAGGAGGGCAGCAUCAGCUCCACCCUUGCAGGCACACAGGACACUCGGUGGGGCAGCCCCACAUCCCUGGAGGGCGAGCUGGGGGCCGUGGCCAUCUUCCAUGAAGCCCUGCAGGUGGCAGCCCUGCGGGCCCUGUGCACCCUGGGGCCCAAUGAGACAGCACCCUUCAAGCCCGACGGUGAACUGCAUGAGCUUGGCACUAAGCUGCUCCUCCAUUAUUCACCUCAGGCCUGUAAGAACAACAUCUGCCUGGACCUGUCCCCUGGUCAUGGGCUAGAUGGCCGCCUGACGGGCCACAGGGUGGAGACCUGGGACGUGAAGGAUGUGGUGAAUUGUGUGGGAGGCAUGGGUGCCCUGCUGCCCCUGCUGGAGCGAGUGGCUGCACAGCCCCAGGAGGCUGAGGCUGGUCCCGCAGAAACACACGACCUUGUGGGGCCCGAACUGACCUCCAGCCACAACACCCAGGGCCUGCUCCUCCCGCUGGGCAAGUCCUCAGAGGAGCGGAUGGAGAGAAAUGCAGUGGCUGCCUUUCUGCUGAUGCUGCGGAACUUCCUGCAGGGCCAUGCUGUGAACCAGGAGAGCCUGGUGCAGUGCCAGGGGCCUGCCAUCAUUGGAGCCCUCCUGCGCAAGGUCCCCAGCUGGGCCAUGGACAUGAAUGUGCUCAUGUCUGCCCAGCUGCUGAUGGAGCAGGUGGCAGCCGAGGGCAGUGGGCCCCUCCUGUACUUGCUCUACCAGCAUUUGCUCUUCAACUUUCACCUCUGGACCCUCAGCGACUUUGCUGUGCGCCUAGGCCACAUCCAGUACGUGUCUAGCAUAGUCCGUGAGCACAGACAGAAGCUGCGGAAGAAGUAUGGGGUCCAGUUCAUCCUCGAUGCCCUGCGCACCCACUACAGCCCACAGCGGGAGCGCCCCCUAGCGGCUGACGACCUGCGCACGGUGCAGACUUCACUCCUGGGCCUGGCGCGGGAGUUCCUAGUGCGGAGCUCCUCCACUGAUGACCUGCAGGUGGUGCUGAACUUUCUGGCGGCUGCGGGUGACGAUGGCCAGGUGGUGGGUGCGCUGGACCUGCUGCUGGCCCUGCUGCAGGGCUCACCAGCACAGGAGUCUUUGGCUGUCUUUCUGCUGGAGCCGGGGAACCUUGAGGUGCUGCUGGCAUUGCUGGUGCGGCCGAGGUCCAUGCCCCUGCUGCCUGACCGAGUCUGCAAGAUCCUGCGCAGACUGCAGCAGAAUGAGCGCUUACCUGAGCGCAGCCGCCAGCGGCUUCGGCUACGAGAUUAUGGUCUCCAGGGUCUUGUCGCCUGCCUGCCCGAGGGGGCCGUUUCCCUGCAGCUCUGCCAGGGGCUCUACAGGCUGUUCCUGGGGGCAGAUUGCCUGAACCUCUCAGAUCUGUUGGCUGUGGUGCAGCUGUCCCUCCAGGCAGACCUCAGCGUCCGCCUGGACAUUUGUCGCCAGCUCUUCCACCUCAUCUAUGGACAGCCAGACAUAGUGCGGCUGCUGGCCCGACAGGCUGGCUGGCAAGACGUGCUAACCCGGCUGUUUGUCCUGGAAGCUGUCACAGCCAGCAGUCCCCUGCCCUUUUCUCCUGAGCCACCCACCUCCCCGGAGCCAGCCUUACACAAGCCACCCACUGAGUCACCUGAGCCUUCGGACGUCUUCCUGCCCUCAGAGGUCCCCUGCCCUGACCCUGAUGCUUUUUACCAUGCUCUCUCCCCAUUCUGCACACCCUUUGAGCUGGGCCUGGAACGGGCCAGUGUGGGCUCAGGCAACACUGCUGGUGGUGGCAGCGGCAGCGGCAGUGGGACUCUGACGCCAGCCAGCCAGCCUGGCACACCUUCCCCACUGGAUGGGCCCCGGCCCUUCCCUGCCGCCCAUGGUCGCCACAGUUCCAGUCUCUCCAAUGUGCUGGAGGAUGGCAGCCUGCCAGAGCCCACCAUCAGUGGGGAUGACACUUCUAAUACCAGUAACCCUCAGCAAACUUGUGAGGAGGAGCUUUGCAACCUACUCACCAACGUGUUGUUCUCGGUGACUUGGCGGGGCGUGGAUGGCAGUGAUGAGGCUGCCUGGCGGGAGCGCGGCCAGGUCUUCUCUGUGCUCACUCAGCUGGGGGCCUCAGCCACGCUUGUGCGCCCACCAGACUGCAUCAAGCGUAGCCUCCUGGAGAUGAUGCUGGAAUCAGCCCUGACUGACAUCAGAGAGGCCUCACUUGGGGUCCUGGCUAGCCUCACCCAGCAUGCGCUUUGGCUGCUGCGCCUGCUGCAGGACUUUCUGUGCGCGGAGGGCCACGGUAACCAGGAGCUGUGGAGUGAGAAGCUCUUUGAAGGUGUGUGCAGCCUGCUUGAUCGCCUGGGAGCUUGGCCACACCUGGCCAAUGGCACCGCGGAUCUCCGAGAGAUGGCACAGAUUGGCCUGCGCCUCGUGCUUGGCUACAUCCUGCUGGAGGACCCACAGCUGCACGCCCAGGCCUAUGUGAAACUGCACGCGCUGCUGCAGACCGCAGUGCCCAUGCGCCGGGAGGAGGCCUGCUACGUCCUCUCCAAGCUGGAGGCGGCUCUGGCACGGGCGCUUAACACCCCACCCUCAGGGACUCCCCCUGGGGACCAGGAGCGCCCUGCUGCAGCCACCGCUGCGGAGCGAUGCUCAUGGCUGGUGCCGCUGGUGCGCACGCUGCUGGACCGUGCCUACGGGCCCUUGGGGCUGCAGUGGGGGCUGCCUUCCCUGCCGCCCACCAAUGGCAGCCCUACCUUCUUCGAGGACUUCCAGGCCUUUUGUGCCACCCCCGAAUGGCGUCAUUUCAUCGACAAGCAGGUGCAGCCCACCAUGUCGCAGUUCGAAAUGGACACCUAUGCUAAGAGCCAUGACCUCAUGUCGGGCUUCUGGAACACCUGCUACGACAUGCUCAUGAGCAGUGGGCAGCGUCGCCAGCGGGAACGGGCGCACAGCCGUCGGGCCUUCCAGGAGCUGGUGCUGGAACCUGCGCAGCGGCGGGCGCGCCUGGAGGGGCUGCGCUAUGCAGCGGCGCUAAAACAACAGGCAACGCAGCACUCUACCGCCCUGCUCCACUGGGGGGCGCUGUGGCGUCAGCUCUCCAGCCCCUGCGGGGCCUGGGCCCUGAGGGACCCUCCCACCCCCCGCUGGAAGCUGUCCAGUGCCGAGACAUAUUCGCGCAUGCGUCUGAAGCUGGUGCCCAACCACAACUUCAACCCUCACCAGGAAGCCAGCGCCUUACGCGACAACCUGGGUGAGGCUCCUCUGACACCCACCGAGGAGGCCUCGCUGCCUCUAGCAGUGACCAAAGAGGCCAAAGUCAGCACCCUACCCGAGGAGCUGCAGGAAGACCAGCUGGGCGAGGAUGAUCUGGCUGCACUGGAGAUGGCGUUGGAGGCAGCAGAACUGGACGAGCAGCAUGAGAAGCUGGUGCUGUCAGCUGAGUGCCAACUGGUCACGGUGGUAGCUGUGGUCCCAGGGCUGCUGGAGGUCACCACACAGCACGUGUAUUUCUAUGACGGCAGCACUGAGCGUGUCGAAACUGAGGAAGGCAUUGGCCAUGACUUCCGGCGCCCACUGGCCCAGCUGCGCGAGGUCCACCUACGGCGUUUCAACCUGCGCCGCUCAGCACUUGAGCUCUUCUUUAUUGAUCAGGCCAACUACUUCCUCAACUUCCCGUGCAAGGUGGGCGGGGCCGCAGCCUCAUCUCCUUUCCAGGCCCCCAGGCCCCAGCCCUGCCCCAUCCCGCCCCACACCCAGGUACGGAACCAGGUGUACUCGUUGCUCCUGCGCCUACGACCCCCUACCCAAGGCUACCUGAGCAGCCGCUCCCCCCAGGAGAUGCUGCGCGCCUCAGGCCUUACCCAGAAAUGGGUACAGCGUGAGAUCUCCAACUUCGAGUACUUGAUGCAACUCAACACCAUCGCGGGGCGGACCUACAAUGACUUAUCUCAGUACCCUGUGUUCCCCUGGGUCCUACAGGACUACGUGUCCCCAGCCUUGGACCUCAGCAACCCAGCCGUCUUCCGGGACCUGUCCAAACCCAUCGGUGUGGUGAACCCCAAGCACGCCCAGCUCGUGAGGGAGAAGUAUGAGAGCUUCGAGGACCCAGCAGGCACCAUUGACAAGUUCCACUAUGGCACCCACUAUUCCAACGCAGCGGGCGUGAUGCACUACCUCAUCCGUGUGGAACCCUUCACCUCCCUGCACGUCCAGCUGCAGAGUGGCCGCUUUGACUGCUCUGACCGGCAGUUCCAUUCGGUGGCGGCAGCCUGGCAGGCCCGCCUGGAGAGUCCAGCCGACGUGAAGGAGCUCAUCCCAGAGUUUUUCUACUUUCCGGACUUCCUAGAGAACCAGAACGGCUUUGACCUGGGCUGCCUCCAGCUGACCAACGAGAAGGUGGGAGACGUGGUGCUGCCCCCGUGGGCCAGCUCUCCUGAGGACUUCAUCCAGCAGCACCGCCGGGCUCUGGAAUCAGAGUAUGUGUCUGCCCACCUGCACCAGUGGAUCGACCUCAUCUUCGGCUACAAGCAGCGGGGUCCAGCCGCGGAAGAGGCCCUCAACGUCUUCUAUUACUGCACCUAUGAGGGGGCUGUGGACCUAGACCAAGUAGCAGAUGAGCGGGAGCGGAAGGCUCUGGAGGGCAUUAUCAGCAACUUUGGGCAGACUCCCUGUCAGCUGCUGAAGGAGCCACAUCCAGCACGGCUCUCAGCUGAGGAAGCAGCCCAACGCUUUGCACGUCUGGACACUAACUCACCUAGCAUCUUCCAGCACCUGGACGAGCUCAAGGCCUUUUUUGCAGAGGUCAUCAGCGAGGGCGUGCCCCUCGUACUGGCUCUGGUUCCCCACCGGCAGCCCCACUCCUUCAUCACCCAGGGCUCCCCAGACCUGUUGGUCACUGUGAGUGCCAGUGGGCUGCUGGGCAUCCACAGCUGGCUGCCCUAUGACCGCAACAUAAGCAACUACUUCAGCUUCAGCAAAGACCCCACCAUGGGCAACCCCAAGACGCAGCGACUGCUGAGCGGCCCGUGGGUGCCAGGCAGUGGCGUAAGUGGGCAAGCUCUGGCGGUGGCCCCCGACGGGAAGCUGCUGUUCAGUGGUGGCCAUUGGGACUGCAGCCUGCGAGUGACUGCGCUACCCCGGGGCAAGCUGCUGAACCAGCUCAGCCGCCACCUUGAUGUAGUAACCUGCCUUGCACUGGACUCCUGUGGCAUCUACCUCAUCUCAGGCUCCCGGGACACCACGUGCAUGGUGUGGCGGCUCCUGCAACAGGGUGGUCUCUCAGUGGGGCUGGCAUCAAAGCCUGUGCAGAUCCUAUAUGGGCACGAGGCUGCAGUGAGCUGUGUGGCCAUCAGCACUGAACUCGACAUGGCGGUCUCUGGAUCUGAGGAUGGUACUGUGAUCAUCCAUACUGUACGCCGUGGCCAGUUUGUAGCAGCACUAAGGCCCCCUGGGGCCACAUUGCCUGGACCUGUGUCCUACCUGGCGCUGGGGUCAGAGGGCCAGAUUGUGGUGCAGAGCUCAGCGCGGGAGCGUCUGGGGGCUCAGGUCACCUACUCCUUGCACCUGUACUCGGUGAAUGGGAGGCUGAGAGCUUCACUGCCCCUGGUGGAGCAGCCCACAGCCCUUGCGGUGACGGAGGACUUUGUUCUGCUGGGCACGGCCCAGUGUGCCCUACACAUCUUCCACUUGAACAAACUGCUGCCAGCCACGCCUCCCCUGCCCAUGAAGGUGCCCAUCCGCAGCGUUGCUGUGACCAAGGAGCACAGCCAUGUGCUCGUGGGCUUGGAGGACGGCAAGCUUAUCGUGGUGGGCGCAGGGCAGCCCUCUGAGGUGCGCAGUAGCCAGUUCGCGCGGAAGCUGUGGCGGUCCUCAAGGCGCAUCUCCCAGGUGUCCUCCGGGGAGACAGAGUACAACCCUGGAGAGGCCCGCUGACAGCCCUGCGCCCCACUGCGCAGCUCCGCCCCCAGCAGUUUCCGCCUCCGAGGCCCCGCCCAGGAGUCCACAGGAGGAGGCGACACCCAGCCUCAGGGGGUGGGCAGGGCCCCCACCUCCGCCCAGCUCAGGGAUUGGCGGGCGGUGUCACUCCAGGAAGUCUGGCCCCUCGCCGGCAGAGGGGCCGCCCAGAGUCCCAGCACUGGCCUCAGCGGCCGCAAGCAUUUUUGCACAAUCUGAGGAGGGGGAUCCAGGCUCCCAGGGCCCCGUCCCGCCGUAGCACAGGGGCCGGGCUGUGGCCUUAAUCCUAAGGGCGCACUCCCCACCCCCGUUCUCCCAUCUCAGCAAUAAACCUGGACUAGUUUUGUAGCUGUUCCGCCUCCGAGCAUGCGUGCGCGCGUUGCGUCUCAGCCUGCCCUGGGCUCAAGUCCCAAGGAGACUUGUCACCUCCGCUCGGCGCCGCCCGCGGUUUCUCAUGUGAGGCUUCGGACUCACUUCUGCGCAUGUACACGUUCCUGAGCCGGGCGGGGCAAGACCGCGAGCGGCCCCGCCCUCCAGUGCCGCCCCGCCCUUCGGUGUCCAGCCCCCUUCACUUCCCAGCUCUCCUCCCCACUCUCGGGGGUGCGGGGGGGGCAGAACCUGGCCUACCCAGGAACUCCACUCUGGCCUCCUCCCCGGCCCGAGGCUCGGAGGCCCCGUUCUGUGAGGUUGGGCGUAUCCUGGGACCUGCGGAGGGUCGGCUGCUGCAGGUCAGGAGCGGAUUGGGGACGGAGUCCUGGGUCUUCCUGGAUGGAGGCGCUGAAGGCUGCCUCCAGGCCCCACACUUGCAGACCAGAGGUCCUGCGGAUGUUGUCCGUUAUGGUGCUGACGUCUGGGUUAGGAUGCGUGUGGGAAGCCAGGGCAGUGUGGGUGUGCGGUGUUGCUGUGUGUGCGUCUUUUGUGGACCUGGAGACGGGUGUGUGUGGUAGAGGCUCCAAUCCCGCAGCUCAUGUGUGUUGGGGGGGUGGUCAGGUACACACACAACGCCUGGCUCUUUGCAAGCGCUAUACACUGGCUAAUCCGCCAACCAGGAUCCAGAAAGGGCCGCUUAUGUGGUAAGUAACGCGAAUGUACACAUCGUUCACACGGCAAGAGUCGCCACAGAAUCUGUGCCAGACUCACUCGCCGACACUGGACUUUGCCACACACGUGGGCCCGUGCCUUUCCCCAGGGAAGUGAGUUUGGAAUGCUUGGGGUGGACCAGGCCAGAUGUGGAGUGGUGGAUGUCGGGGAGUUGAAGGGCCUUCCCCCAGGUCUCUUCUCCAUCCUUUUCCCCCUCCUCAGCCCAGACCAGGGUCUCCUCCCCAGGCCUCAGGACGCAUCCUGAGGACCUGCAGUCGCAGCAGUAUCAGGUAUCAGCCUACAUGUAGAGAUAGUUCCUGGGAUUGAGUGGUCCUCUUCUUCAGGUUUCUGGCCUCCAGACCCUCUCCAAAUUCCCAGAGAAAGGACCAGGAGUCCUCUGGGUCCACAUGCCCUCUACCUUUGCUGAGCCCAUCAGAGUACCCUCCCAUCCAGCCUCUGAGCAGGAGGUGAGGGCUGGACACUGACCCUGGAGACAGGAAUGGGAACAUAGUCACUCCAGGAACUGUGCUGGUACUGGGAACUCUGGGGAGCUUCCUACUAGCCACUUAAGUCUCCACCUGGCUCUGGCUGAGAAUGGGGAUGGGAGUCUCCCUGGUUCUCCUAUUGCCAUCCCUGGACUCAGACCAGGGGUUUGCCGAGGUCUCUUAAGACAGGGGGGUUUCCAGUGUGCCCUUUUCCAUGCUGAGCUGCACCCUGGCCUCCUCCAGCUGCGGCCAGCUCUAUCACCUCCACCCCAUUUGACCCUGGAGGAAACUGGUCCCGAUUGGUGAGUGGGGACAUGGAGGGUACCCAGCCCUGGAGUGAAUCAGGAUGAAGUGAACCAGGAAAGUGGGACAGACUACCCUAAGGGAUUCCAGACUUUAAGCCUGAGGAAUUCCCCCCAUGUCCCUAUACACAGCCCCUUCUGAACGCAUAAGUCUCCCAGGUCCUUUGCCUGGGCGCUGCCCAUGACACUUUAACUCCUUCUCUAAGAGAUGCAGCCCCUGGGAGCACUACUAGCUGGCAGAACCAUGCUUCACAACUCCAGCCACAGGGAAGGCAUGGUCCAUGUGGAUAAGACCUGGAGGGAACACGACAGGGACAGGGAAGGGGUGUGGGUAGGGGCAGGGGGAGCCCUGGCCCCAGGCACCUCCUCUCCAUUCCCCCCUGAGCCUCCAGGGGCCUCGGGCAGCAUCAUCCCUGUCUACUGUUCCCUCCUGGCCACUGUAGUCCUCGGUCUGCUCGCUUAUGUGGCCUUCAAGUGCUGGCGCUCACACAGAGACAGCAACUGGCCAAAGCUCGGACUGCAGAGCUGGGGGCUUUCAACAGGGAUCAGAUGCAUGGGGAUAGCACUGUCUUCCAGGACUCUCCAUGUGGUCUGGAGCCCUGUGCUCCCAGCCAGGGGCCACAUCCUGAGCUUGGCUGCCGGCUUUACCUCCAUCUCCCUCGGCAGCAGCAGGAGGAAGUGGAGCAGCUCCUGGAGGCAUCUGGUGAAUCUGACAAAGGCUGGCAGGGCCUGGCAAGCCGCCUGGGCUACCGGUCUGAGGCUGUGGAGACCAUGGCCCAGAGCCAGGUGCCAGCCUACACCCUGCUGAGAGACUGGGCUUUCCAAGAGGGCAGCAGUGCCACCCUCAGGGUGCUAGCAGACACCCUGGCUUCCAUGGGCCAUGAAGAUGUGGUCCGGGUCCUGGGCCCCUUUGCUGAGGGCUGCUCUGUGGUGUAAGUGAUGCUUCUACAGCCUGGCCUCUCGCAGAACCUGCUCUGGUGCUCCCCACCACCCUCAUCUCAUACACCUUCCCUUUCACGGGCUUCCUGGCAUUGGUGACCUCAGCCUGCUCUGUGCAAGGGGGGCACAGAUGAUCCAGCCACCAUUCACCUCCCCUCACCCUACCCUCCUCCAGGAAGGUUGGUGGUAAGGAAUGGUCCUGUCCCCCUCCCCUUACUUAGCCUCAACUGUUGCUUUCUACUUUUGUAUCCCAUAUUAAAGGCAACUUUGGACUAUUGUCCUGGCA